Molecule: messenger RNA, 2120 nt
Organism: Oxyura jamaicensis (ruddy duck)
Lineage: Eukaryota; Metazoa; Chordata; Aves; Anseriformes; Anatidae
Gene: MAPK7
Product: mitogen-activated protein kinase 7
Exons: 4
Biological process (GO): protein phosphorylation; intracellular signal transduction; cell surface receptor signaling pathway
Cellular component (GO): cytoplasm; nucleus
Molecular function (GO): ATP binding; protein serine/threonine kinase activity
Source: RefSeq, a predicted model, not a curated record
UCCUUGGUUCUGUAGGGUGGUGGUGGCACCCACGGGGACAUCCCCAGCCCCUCGCGGACGCCCGGGUCCCUCUUUCUUCUCGCAGCUACGUGGUCCUAGACCUGAUGGAGAGCGACCUGCACCAGAUCAUCCACUCGUCUCAACCGCUGACCCUGGAGCACGUCCGCUACUUCCUCUACCAGCUCCUGCGGGGCCUCAAGUACAUCCACUCGGCCAACGUCCUCCACCGCGACCUGAAGCCCAGCAACCUCCUGGUGAACGAGAACUGCGAGCUGAAGAUCGGCGACUUCGGCAUGGCCCGGGGCCUCGGCGCCGACCCGCGCCACGCCAAAGCCUUCCUCACCGAAUACGUGGCCACGCGGUGGUACCGGGCGCCGGAGCUGCUCCUCUCGCUUCACCGCUACACCCGCGCCAUCGACAUGUGGUCGGUGGGUUGCAUCUUCGCCGAGAUGUUGGGCCGGCGGCAGCUCUUCCCCGGCAGGAACUACGUGCACCAGCUGCAGCUCAUCAUGGCCGUGCUGGGGACGCCGCCGGCCACCGUCAUGGCCGCCAUCGGCGCCGAGCGGGUGCGGGCCUACGUGCAGAGCUUGCCCCCGCGCCCGGCGGUGCCGUGGGAGAGCCUCUUCGGCGACGCCGAGCCGGCGGCGUUGGCGUUGCUGGGGAGGAUGCUGCGCUUCGACCCCCGGGAGAGGGUGGGGGUGGCCGAGGCGCUGCGGCACCCAUUUUUGGCCAAAUAUCACGACCCCGAGGACGAGCCCGAGUGCGUCCCCGCCUUCGACUUCGCCUUUGACCGCCGGGUGCUGACCAAGGAGGAGAUCAAGGCGGCCAUCGUGGCCGAGAUCGCCGAUUUCCACGAGCGCCGCGACGGCAUCCGGCGGCAAAUCGCCUUCGCUCCGGCCGAAAACGCGGCCGGCGGCGUUGGCGGCGCGGCCGACGGCGCCGUGGCCAACGUGAACGUCCCCAUGGGUGGCGUCAACGCGGCCGGCGUCAACGCGGUGGCCAACGUCAACGUGGCCAACGCCAGCGUCGGUAUGACCAACGUUGGCAUGGCCAACGUCAACGUGGGCAACUCUGGCGUCAGCGUGGCCAACGCCGCCAUGGCCAACGUCAACUUGGCCAACGUCAACGCCACCAUGGCCAACAGCAGCGUCAACAGGGCCAACGCCGCCAUGGCCAACGCCGCCAUGGCCAACGCCAGCGCCGCCAUGGCCAACGUCAACGUGCCCAACGCCGCCGCCGCCGGGGUUGGCCCGGCCUGGCCCUGCACCGACGUGGACAUGCCAAGCCCUGGCCCCGCCCCCGCCCCUGACUGCCCAAUGGACUCGCCCCAGGUGAAGGCGGAGCCGGGGGCCCCCGCACCCCCCAAGCGGGACGGCGCCAUCUCGGAUGACACCAAGGCCGCCCUCAAGGCCGCCCUGCUCAAGUCGGCCAUGAGGAACAAGAGCAAAGAACCGCCGUGCGCAGCCCCGGAGGCGCCGGAGGGCCGGAAGCCGGUGACGGCGGCGGAGCGGCAGCGGGAGCGCGAGGAGAAGCGGCGGCGGCGGCAGGAGCGGGCGAAGGAGCGCGAGAAGAAGCAGCGGGAGCGGGAGCGGCGCGAGCCCCGCGGCCGCGGCGAGGGCCUCCGGGGACUCGUCCUCACCGACGACGACCGCCACCUCCUCGAGCGGUGGACCAAAAUGAGGGACGGGGCCCCACCGCGACCCCCAGCCCGGCCCGCGCCGGCCCCGUGCCCCCCACCUUGCGGGGGACCUCCCGAAACGUGGCCGGGCGCCGAGGUGUGGUCUGAGCCUCCCCCCGGACCCGUCCCCGCGGACCCCGACGUGGCCAACGUCACCCAACAGCUCUCCAAGUCGCAGGUGGAGGACCUGCUGCCCCCCGUCUUCUCGGUGACCCCCAAGGGGAGCGGGGCCGGCUACGGGGUCGGCUUCGACCUGGAGGAGUUCCUGAGCCAAUCGUUGGACAUGGUGGGGGACAGCAAGGACAGCCAAGGCGAUUCGGCGCCGCUCUCGGCCUCGCUCCUCGCCGAUUGGCUGGAGGUCCACCGCCUGAGCCCGGCCGCCCUCGAGAGCCUCCAACGCGACCUCCAGCUCGGCUCCCCCAUGCUCCUCUCCGACGACCUC